Molecule: messenger RNA, 663 nt
Organism: Penicillium olsonii
Lineage: Eukaryota; Fungi; Ascomycota; Eurotiomycetes; Eurotiales; Aspergillaceae
Source: the annotation of a GenBank genome assembly
AUGCCUUACAAUCAUCUCGCCAAUCCAAGCCCCAUGGGGUUUGGUGGCUUUGCAACUACCUUGAUGACUCUCUCGUUGUCCAUGAUGGGAUUUCGUGGUGUGUCAAAUCAGACUGUCUUCAUCGCAAAUCUUUGCCUACUUGCCGGGGUCGGGCUUCUCAUCUCCGCACAAUGGGAGAUGGUGAAAGGGAACACUUUCGGAUACACAGUACUUACUGCAUUCGGUCUUUAUUACGGUGGUUACGGUAUACUAAUACUUCCAUCGCUGGGGAUAGUGGAGUCAUACGGCGGCGAAACAGCCGAAUAUCACAACGCAUUCGCAUUUUAUCAGCUCGUAUGGUGCUUUCUGAACUUCGUCUUCUUCCUCGCAUCUCUGGCAACAAACAUUCCGAAUGUUCUGGUCUAUGCCGCCUUGGAGAUAUGCUAUAUCUUCAAUUGUGUCGCUCACUUCGUGCAGGCAGAUGGCAAAUCGCUCUUAGCGGAGAGGUUUACGAAGGUAGCCGGUUCCUUCGGUUUUAUAUCAGCGCUGGCGGGAUUUUACCUGCUGGCACAUGGAUUGUGUCAAAACGCAAUCCCAUUCGAGAUUCCCUUGGGUGAAGUCCAUGGGAUUUUUCGACGCGCAGCGCCUAGCUGUAAGCCCAUCGAUGAAACUGAAUGUGUCUGA